Molecule: messenger RNA, 2263 nt
Organism: Vigna unguiculata (cowpea)
Lineage: Eukaryota; Viridiplantae; Streptophyta; Magnoliopsida; Fabales; Fabaceae
Molecular function (GO): nucleic acid binding
Source: RefSeq, a predicted model, not a curated record
AGGGGGACACGUGGGAGGGAAGGAGGGUGCAUCCAUCUAUCGUCGUCGUCAAACUCUAACCCAAACCCUAUCUAGCUUCGCUUUUGCCCCUUCUCAUUCACUCUGCCCCAAUUCCAAAAUUCCCAACCCUAACCCUAAAACCGAAUCUUCUGAUGAAACUCGACACGCCAUACUCCACGGUUUCAGAAUCAGGUUCGAUUCCCUAACCCCUUAACAAACCCCUUUCAUCUCUUCGCAGUUUCUCCAUGGAGGGCUCUGCAGAGGAUCUCGGAGCCCCCGAGUCAUGGGAGGUUGCGGAUUUGGACGAGUCCAUGAACCGCUUGAACCUCAUGCUCUCUUCCAGCAAGGAUUCCAACCAUCCUCAUCAACGUCUCUCCGACGAUGAAGUUCCGCCGCCGCCACCGCCUCCUCCGCUCCCUUCAGCCAGUGGCGACAAGGUUUCCGAUGACGUCGUCAAUCAAGUCGAUCAGUUCCUUCGGGAAGCCAUUCAGAACCCUCGCGAACGACUCUCAAUCUUGAGGAUGGAGCAAGAUGUUGAAAACUUUAUACGUGAUCCAACUCAACAACAGCUUGAAUUUAAGCAGCUUCCAACAUCCUAUUUGAGGCUUGCUGCACAUCGGGUGGCUCAGCACUACUCAUUACAGUCGAUGGUUUUGCUAGAUAAUAGUUUACCAGAUGGUUCUGGCUCAAGAAUUAUUGUUCGCAAAACCUCUGAAUGUAGGCUUCCAGUUAUUCGCCUUGCUGACAUCCCAGUGAAAUUAUCAUCAGAAAACAGUGCUGUCAUGAAGGUUGCAAUCAAACAGAGGCCACAGAAGGGAACACAGAUACUUAGUAAUGCAAAUUCAAACUCAAUGAAGAAUAGUAACUCUAAAAGUGUGGAAGAGAGAAAAGAAGAAUAUAACCGGGCCCGCGCUAGGAUUUUUAGUUCAAGCAAUAAUGGUGGAACUCUAGCUGGGAAGCCAGAGUGUGAGUCAAGACAGCAGGAUAACUCAUUGCAUGUUUCGUUGGGGGUUCCUCGGGUUGAAGACAAAUCAGCUUCGGUAUCUGAUGUCACUUCUGGUAGGGGGCUGGUUGAGUCUUCAACUAAUACCAAUAGGGCUAGAAGUAGGACAGAGAAGGAGCCAGUUGGUAGGUAUAGGCAAAAUAAUAGGGUGGCUAUAUUUCGGGACCGUGAGGUUGAUCGCAAAGAUCCUGAUUAUGACAGGAGCUAUGAUAGCAGGUACAUGCAAAGAUUUGAUCCUGGUUUUGGGUUCAAUGGAGGAUCAUAUGCUAUACAGCCAAUGUAUACGGCAGUAUUGAAUUACAACACUGAGUUUCCACAACUUGGAUCCUCUCACAGACCCCAGCUUUCUGCUGAACACCAACCACGACCUCUUCCACAGCAUAUACCCGGGCCAUGGGCUGCACAAUCAGCACCUGCUGGACUUGGAUAUGGACAUCCUGAGACCAUGAUGCCCCCAUUUAAUCCUAAUCAAGUUGGUGCACACUCAUCAUCAACCAUGUAUCUGCAUUCAUCUCAGUAUCCCUGUCAGCGCCCUGGAAUGCCGUUUAUCCAUCACGAACAUGUUCACCAACCCUUUGCACAGUCUCAUCAGCCCCCACCUGAUGCAAGUUUUGGAUUGGCCCGGCCCCGGUGAGGGGCAUGGGCCAUGCCUGCACCCAGUCAGCCAGGGUACAAGAUGUAAGAUCUUGGGCUGCUGAAGCUCCAAUUUUCUUUUAGCUGAUUGGAGUGCAGGCAUAUAGGCUGAGUUUGGUUGGAAUGAAUUUGCAUAUUUCCGAAAGAUCAUCCUACCAGCAUUGAUCUAUCCUUCCAAUCUCGGCUUUACAGGGAUGCUUCCUGCAUCUUCCACCAGUCCGUGAAUGUGUCUCUUGUAGACAAUUGAAUUUCUUGAGGAGCUUUUAGAGCGUCUACUGUUGAUCAUGAGGACUUCUUCACAGGAAACGGAGCCAAAAAAGUUUGUUCUUGACUUGGAUGAAGCUCCCUCAACAAGCUUUAGGGGUUUCAGUUAAAGAGUAGUACGUCAUUUGCCUUGAGGUUGCAGCAACUUUUGAUGCUGAGAUUUAACUGAAUUUUCCAAGCUUUAGUCAUGAGUCGCUAUAAUUUACAAUAUCGUCUGGUGAAUUAUCCUUGACCUCAUGUAUAAUACAUGACUAACUAUAGAUUUGAGUUUGUAUAUUUCACUCAGUUCUAACAUUUCUUUUUCUGGAUUUCCUUAUUAUCUUACAUAUAUUAUCAAUUUUUUAGAGUAUCGCCUAUUUCCUA